AUGAGAAAUAUUGCUCAGAUUUUACCAAUUCUUGCAAUUUUUGGUUGUGCUAAUGCUAGCAAUCUCCUCGAUCCACAGUUCAAGGUAAACUUAUUCUAAUAUAGAUUUUUGAAUUAACAUAAUAUGUAUCAUUUAGGAAUCGGAACCGGAAUUGGAAUCAGAAACUGGUCAAGAAACUCAUGAAAAAAUAUAUUGGAUUCUUGUUGGAAUUUUGGGCAUUGGCUUGAUUGCAGCUAUCAAAUUUAGUCAAUGGGCCAAGCAACCCAAGAGGUAAUAAAGAAUCCUGAAAUUCAAUUUCAAAAAUAUCGAUUUUUCAGAGUCCCACGCCGUUACCCAAUUCAAGGACCAUAUGUAAAUCUCGAAAUGCCUUCUUUGUAA
Molecule: messenger RNA, 378 nt
Organism: Caenorhabditis angaria
Lineage: Eukaryota; Metazoa; Nematoda; Chromadorea; Rhabditida; Rhabditidae
Source: the annotation of a GenBank genome assembly